Maylandia zebra (zebra mbuna) is the source of this 3928-nucleotide messenger RNA. RefSeq names its product glutamine-rich protein 2. NCBI's taxonomy places the organism in Eukaryota, Metazoa, Chordata, Actinopteri, Cichliformes, Cichlidae. The record is from RefSeq and is a predicted model, not a curated record.
AAAGUAUAACUGGUAAAUAUUGCUGGCAAGAUUCACAACAGAGCCGAAAGACGUGGCGCUAAUCUGCAUAUUUAUAUAAUAAAACCGGUCAUGUUAGCAUGAUUAAGAUUUUUGUUUCCACAAUACGGGUUUUAGUUUGCAUUCAAACUUUAUUUUGAGAGGUCAGCGUUUGUGCAUCCGGCAAAUAUGGCUAGCUUGUUAAGUGGGGGUUGCUGUUUUCUGUUGAACGUGACGAGAUUCCAGCACAAACCCGAGAUUACCGCCGCUGGUGGGAUGUCUGGCUGAAACACCGGAAAACCGACUCUAGGGAAAGACCACUGACACUUGUAAUUGUUUUUAUUAUAAAUACCGGGUCUUGAGUAGCUAAGGUUUGAGCUAACGUUAGCUUCACGGUAACGGUUUAACGGUCCGUCAAACAUGUCGGAGGAGGUGAGUCUGUACGACCUGCUGAACCUAUCCAUCGGGACCCCCCAGAAGUCCUCCGUGAACUUCGGCGCCCUCCACUCGCUGCUCCUCGCCAUGCUGAAACAGCUGAAUCUCCGGGAGGUGAAGACCCGGUGGAGGGACUCCUCUCCGGGUUAUUGGAGCCCUGAUCUCACGGCGGCAGAGAAGGAGGUUCAGGUGGAGGUUCAGCCGGACACAGACUUCCAGAAUCGGGCAGCGACUCCCUCAUGCCCGGGCCCGGUCCCCGACCAGCUGAACCUCCUUUCCCGCAUCCAGACAUGUGAGGACGGCCUCUCUAAGUCGACGAGGCUGAUCCUGGACCUGAACGAGCAGAACGAGCGUCUGAAGGAGCAGAUGGAGGAGCUCUGGCAGCAACACGAGAUGGUCGGUGACGCUUUGGGGACGGCCGCUCGGGUGGAGAGCUGCUGCCACCGUGUGGACGCUCUGGAGGAAACUGUGAAAUCUCUGAGGGACGCAGUUCUACCCGGCAACAGAGAGGGCGAGACAGAAAAAUUCCAGAAGGAGCCUGGAGAUUCAGGGGUCGAUAAUCAGCUCGUGGCAGCCAAACAAACCUCCUCGCCUUCCGGCAGUGACCUCACCGAACCUCCUCAAAGCAGCACACCUCCCUCCUCCCACCCCAACAAGGUCACCGUUGGACCAGCAGCUCCAAGUUCUCCAAAUAAAUCCGAGUGCUCUUCGGUCCAGUCAGGGCCGCCUCCACAGGCUGGUGUUAAAGCAGACUCUGCUGGUAAACCUCCAGCUUCAGAUUCCAACUGCUCCACACCAUCCACAGAGGCAGUGGAGGCCCUGAGGAGUGUGAGCCAGCUGCAGGAGAGGCUCGUCCAGGUGGAAGCUCACGUAGCGGUGUUAGAGAAAGGAAAGGCAGACCAGAGUCAGCUGGCUCAGCUCAGAGAGCUCAUCGCCACCAAAGGUUCCCAUGGAGACGCGUUCAGUAACCUGAUGGAUCAGCUAAAUGAGCAGAGAGGUUUGAUAGACCGCCUGAUGAGCGACCGAGGAAAGCUGGACGCCUUGGAGGACAUGCUCAUGAGCCUGAUGAGCCCACACAAAGAAAGCGCCUCCGAGGUAACUAUCGAGAGGGCGGAGUUACAAGUGUCAGAGAGGGCGGAGUCAGAAGCUUCAGAGAGGGCGGAGUCAGAAGCUUCAGAGAGGGCGGAGUCAGAAGCUUCGGAGAGGGCGGAGCCAGAAGUGUCAGAGAGGGUGAAGUCAAAGGCAGAUUCAGAGAGGCUGGAGCAAAAGGAAGCUUCGGAGAGGGCGGAGUUACAAGUGUCAGAGAGGGCGGAGUCAGAAGCUUCAGAGAGGGCGGAGUCAGAAGCUUCGGAGAAGGCGGAGCCAGAAGUGUCAGAGAGGGUGAAGUCAAAGGCAGAUUCAGAGAGGCUGGAGCAAAAGGAAGCUUCGGAGAGGGCGGAGUCAGAGGUUUGCAGAAGAGUGGGUUCAGACAGCGAAGGUUACCGAGAGCUCAGAGAGCAAAUAUCCCACCUCAGGACGCGUGUGCAGUGGCUGGAGGAGGACGUGAAGCAGACUCAGUGUGAGGAGAAAGCGGCAGACCAACAGCUACAACGUCAGCUGGACGACCUGCGGGGAACACUGGAGGACACAAUCUUGUCCUUCACAUCUCAGCUGUCCACGAGUCUAUGCGAUGAGGCCGUGCAGGCGGAGAGUGGUGGUCCGAGCGUCCGUCAGAGCGAAGAGUGGUCAGCUCUGAAUGCCAGAACAACAAACAUUGGAGAGAAGCUCAGCUUUCUGUUCGAGCACUACCAGCAGCUGCAGGACGCGGUGAACAGACUGAUCCAGCAGCAGGGCGGAGCCAGAGAAGGGCCGCCGCAGGACCGAGAGGCAAGCCAGAGCAGGAACGUGGAGCUGGUGAACGGCGUGCAGCAGGCGAUGCUGCAGCUUCAGGCCGACUGUAAGAAGCUAAACGAGACGAUGAGAUCGCUGCACGAAGACAGCAAACGCAAGCAGAGACACAUCGAGGAGCUCUACAAGACGACGGAGGAGCUGGAGGUGAACAAGGCCGACAAGCAGAUGGUCGAGAGUGAAAUCAGAGCAGACAAAUCGGCCCUGGAGGGGAAAGUGAGCCGGCUGCAGCUCGACUCGGUGACGGAGCAGCUGAGCGGGAUGUUCCACGAGCUGCUGAACAAGGUGACGAGUCAGGAGCAGGACUGGCACAAACUCAUGGGCAAGCUCUCCACCGAGAUGGAGUGUAAGCUGAACCGGAUCGAGCUGGACUCUGUGAAGAAGCAGCUGGAGGAUCGCUGGAGGAGCAUCCACGAGAAGCUGCAGGCUCAGGCGGCGCCGGAGUACGAGGACGCCGCCGGGAUCAGGAAACAGCUCGUGGAGAGAUUCCACUGCCUCUCCUGCGACCGGCCCAUCGUGAAGCACACGCCCGGACCGCAUCUGGUGACGCUGCCCUCGUUUCCUGCAUUCCCCUCGCACAAGUCCAUCCGGCCGUUCACCGUUUACACCAUGGAGCAGUUACGCCAGCACUACCGGAGCCAGCAGCCAGGCACCAACCGCUGCAGGUACGAGGCAGCUAAGGCGUGCAGGAGCAGGGAGCGGCUUCAGAGGAGCCGCGUCACCGCGUGCAGGCAGAUAGAGAGCGUAGAGAUGCAGGGACGGCCGCAGCACGGCGAUGGCACGAACACAGCGCAAGGCCAGCACGAGCGCAUAUCUGAGCUGACGGAUUACGGUCACCUGGCUGCGGCGCGGAGCUGCGGCGGGAGUCACCACACCAACGCUGCAGGCAGCCAGCGCCGUGGCGGCCCGCAGUACACAAAACUCCACGGUGAGGUGGACGGUGCGAUGCAGUCGGAGGAGGUGGAUAUCGUUGGACUGGAUGGGCGCAUUUACAAAGGGCGCCUGAACGUCCCGGCCUGCAGGAACUCAGAAACUAAACUGCCAACGAUCCCCACCAGAGACGGCGUGUAUAAGAGUAAGGACAAAGCCAAGCCUGCUGCCUCUCCGGAGGUGGGACCCAGCACUCCUCUUCAUCCGCCCUGCAGUCCCAGGAGCGCAGCGUGCAGCCGCUCGGCAUCCAGCUGCUCCGGUCGUGAUUGGCCCGUCUCGGCUCUGGGCUGUGCGUCUCAGAGCUCCAUCGCUCAGGGUUCAGCUGCGGCUGACAGCACCGCAGAGCCUCCAAGCAACGAGCCCCUCAACCUGUAGGGGGCAGCGUCUGCCUCCAGGUUGUGUUUAGUUUGUGAGUGCAGACAGAGGUUCGGGUAACCUCCUCCUGCUUAUCGUCCAGACUACACAUCCCAGAACCCCCCGUGAUGUGGCUCUGUACUUAUUUUUUCACUUUGAAUAUUGUUGUUAACAGAUAAUAAACUUUAGUGUGAAUUUAAUCACUUUUUAGAACAUCAGAUAUUAAACAUCAAACAGAUGUUAUUUAUCAUAAGUGAGCCACGUUUAACGUUUUAUCUUAAAGGAUCCUUUUGAUGUAAUUCACAGUAAAACGUCACCGAGUCUG